GCUAUUAGAAGGAAGCGAAUUAAUCGGAGAAGGGAAGGAUUAAAAUUUGCAGCACGGGUACAAUACGACAUGUUGACACGUCGUGAACAUGCACGUAAGUAAAGCAAGCUCCUUUUUUUCUCGGUAUAUUCAAAAGAAACUAAAUUAACAAGGCAUUCCCUAGAAUUAUUUAUACGCAAGCAUGCAGACAUUCGUUGAAUAUAUGCAUCACGCGAGCACCCAUAAUAUACAAGUGCUUCUGUAUGCAUCUUUUUUGAGGUGUUCAUGUCUCACAACAAGUUUUCUUAUGUAUAUAUUAUGCAUGCAUAUGGGAUAACUCAUAAUGCAACAUAACAGUUAAUGUCUCAUAACAAGUUAGUUAUGCAAUUUGAUAGAGCUAUCCGAGAAGAUUUCACAUGAGAAAAAUGUCCCAGGUUUAGAAAAAAUAAUUAAUAUAAUUAUUCAUGUUUCCGGUUUUCAAUUUUUGAUUAAUGAACCCGUCAUAACGGUUAACCCAAUAUCACAAGCCCUUCUGUCUCUCCGCUACAUAUGUCUCGUAUUAAGCGCAGACAAUUAGUACACCAUCGUCAGUGGAAAGCAUAUGACAUAGUGGAGGUCAAGAUAAAAUAGAAAAGUUGCAAACCAAACAAUCCAUACAUUUGUUAGCAGUUUUGCAAAAAGGAAUUGGCUGAAAGUGCAAUUCUUUUUCAUGUUAGGAAGAAUUGAUACUUAUUCGGUUAGGGGAGUGUGAUAUUUUUUUUUUCCCGUUGCAACGCAUGGGCAUAUGUGCUAGUGAAUGAAAAAAGAAAAGAAAAGAAAAGAAAAAUCGACGCAAUUAGUUGUGGUACGCUGAGCUGGUAGCAGCUCCGUUUUCUCUCGAGUCCUCUCAGGUCUGAAGGCAUCGGCGGCGUCAUCGUCGCGUCAGUUCCGAUUCCAAUCCACAGCCCAGCCAUGUCCACGCCGGCCAGUCUCCCGCCGCCGGCCCCCGCCGCCACGCCCCUCACCGACCUCCUCGAGUCACCCACCUUCGCGCCCCCCGCGCCAGCGCCCCCGCCUCCCACCCCCGCCGCCAUCCUCACCGCGUGGUCGCACCUCCGCAGCGCCGCUCCCUCCCCUGCGGUCACCCUCUCCGCCCUCGAGACCCUCCACCUGCACCGCCGCUCGCUCCGCCUCAGCUCCGCGCACCUCGAGCUGCUCCUGCCGCUUCUCCCGCUCCACCCGCGCCUCGUCUCCCCGCUGCUCGCCACCUGCCCGCGUCUCCUCCCCAACUAUUCGCUCCCCUUUGCCUCCCUCCCUCUCGCCCCUCGGCUCCUCCUCCUGGGCACGCUCGCCACCGCCAAGAGCUCCAAGAAUUCCACCAGCAAUGGCACCUCAGGGAGCCCCAGCACGGGGAAUCUCGGGAGCGACCAUGGUGGCGACGACCCCAUUGUGGCUGUGAGUCGCAUUCUAGAGAAUACGGAGCAGGGCAGUGAGACCAGCGAUGUUAUUGACCACCUUGCGCUUGCUGGUAUUGGCCAUGCCCUGGCAUGUGCAGAUGAGCUGCACUUUGGAAGGAUCCUUGUGUCCCUGGUUAGGAUUUGCGGCAGGAUCGGGGAUGUAGGUGUUGGUGUUAGGGUGCUUAAGCUGGUGGAUUGGCUGGUGUCGGGGUUCGUCGAGUCGAGGAGGAUGCGCAAGGUUCAGGUUCUGUUCGAGGUAAUUUCGCCGGAGAAGUGCGAGAGCGAGGGUUAUGUGCUGUUUCCGGCGGUGAUGGCGGCUUGCGGUGGACUACGGGCAUUGAGGGUUGCUUCGGUGAGACAUCGCUUGGACUUUGCCCCAAAAUUGAAGGACGCUCCUGAGUGGACCAUUCGUUUUGCAGCUAAGAGGGCAACUGUAGAAGGGAGGCAUGACGAUGAUCAGCGACGUGUCCUUCUUCAGUGUGUUGCAUUAGGUUUGACACAGUGUGGGCCGGUAGCGUCUAAUGAUUCAGUGUUACAGUGUGUUCUUAUGGCACUGCUGGAGGAGCUCCUUCCUCUUCCAUGUCUGCUUAGGAUCUCAGUUAAGAGUCCAGAUGGAAAUUCAGCUGAGCUUGCCAAGAAUCAGGUCAAGCAACACCAGGAUAGUGUCCUUUUCAAAGAAGCAGGGCCAGUGACUGGGGUUCUGUGCAAUCAGUAUUCAUUUGCUGAUGAGAAGACUAAAGAUUAUGUUGAAACUCGUGUAUGUGAAUAUGCGCAAGAGCUGUAUCAUCAUCUUCGUGCAGCAGUGUUGCUGCACCAGACGAAACGGAAUGAUUUGCUUGCUGAGAUUGAUAAGAUUGCUGAGGCAGCAUUUUUUAUGAUUGUAAGCUUUGCAGCAGAGGUUGCAAAACACAGGUUGGAUGCAAACUCCUCAGGGGGGUUACAGCCAGAGGUUGCUGUUAGGAUCUUGGUGGAAUUCUCUUGUGUGGAACAUCUGAGACGUUUGCGUCUUCCUGAGUACACUGAAGCAAUCCGGCGUGCUGUUGUUGUUAAUCAGGAUAAUGCGGCAGCCAGUGCUUUAUUCGUUGAGUCAAUGCCUUCAUGUGCUGAAUUGACAACCAAACCAGAUUUACUAACCUUGGAUGGAACAAGAUAUAUCUGUUACGCGGAUGAGGUUCAGACGUCACGCAUAUUGUUUUAUCUGCGGGUUAUGCCUACUUGUAUUAGCCUUAUUCCAGCUGAUCUAAUUCGGGAUAAAUUAGCUCCGGUCGUAUUCCUAUACAUACAACAUUCGAAUGAAAAAAUAACACGUGCUGUACACUCGGUGAUGGUAUCAUUCCUGUCAUCUGGCAAUGAUACUGAUCAGGAUGAUCGAGUGGCUUUGAAAGAGCAAGUCGCCUUUGAUUAUAUUAGGAGAUCCUUGGAGGCUUAUCCUGGGGUAACUCCAUUUGAUGGAUUAGCAUCAGGAGUUGUUGCACUUGUUCGGCACCUUCCUGCAAAGAGCCCUGCCAUUCUGUUUUGUAUCCAUAGCCUUGCUGUGAAGGCUAAAGAUCUUUGCAGUACUGCAAUGGUUCAGGACAGAUCAUUAUGGAGGUCAUGGGAAGAAAGCACAGAGCCCUGCAAGAAAGUAUUGGACUUGUUGCUACGGCUCAUCUUCCUUGUUGAUAUUCAGUCAUUCUCUUAUCUGCUCAAGGAGCUGGCGGAAUUUGUCACCUCGCUGCCAAAGGAAGGCCAGGAUGUGCUCCUCGAUGACAUGCACGCCCAUGUCGCGGAAUCUGACGAUGUUGUACGGAAGCCUGUGCUCGUGUCGUGGUUGCAGUCCCUAUCAUACAUAAGCUCACAAGCUGAUGUUCGUGAAUCUCGUAAUAACGCGAAAAAUGCUCGUUCUGCGGGUGGGGUUGAGCUGAGCCUGAACAGAACUAUUGCACGCUUGUGACACUAUCUUGCUCAUGCUUGUCGAGCUUGAUCAUACUUGUUGUACAUUAACAGUGCAUAGAAUAGAAUGAGAUAGAUGCAUGUUGCAAGUAUAGUACUGCCUUUUUCAUCUUGACAUCAUGCCGGUACGUAUUUGUUUAUCUGAUUCAACAUUUUGAGACAAGUGUUACAAUGACAAUACGAGAGAUUUAAUGAUU
This is a messenger RNA of Triticum aestivum (bread wheat), 3544 nucleotides long. RefSeq lists its product as uncharacterized. The transcript is spliced from 5 exons. Lineage: Eukaryota; Viridiplantae; Streptophyta; Magnoliopsida; Poales; Poaceae. The record is from RefSeq and is a predicted model, not a curated record. Bases 931 to 3348 code for a protein of 805 amino acids.